AGGAACAAAUAGAGGACGACGAAUAGUCCCAUUUCAGAGCAGACCACUGAGUGGUGCAUUUGGGUUGGUGUAUGGGGAAAACAUAUAUCACAGCAAGCUACGUUUCUCGAUUAUUUUGCUAAAGAAGCCUGAAAAUGGCGCUGCUGUGGGUUUUCGGUGUUUUCCUGAUGUUCUUGUUCAGAGCCAGUGCCCUGACAGCGGGAUUCAUCAAAUCCCCCCUGUCCCAGAUGAAGCUGGUAGAGGACAGUGCGGAGCUGCACUGUGAGGUCACAGGCGACCCCAUCCCCGAGGUGCAGUGGUGGUACAUUGAGGGGGAGGAGCCUAACGAGACCUUCACGCACCUCUUUGACGGGGCGUGGGGGGACCGGGUGCGGAUCAACGCCACGUACGUCCACCACGCCACCAGCGCCCUCCGCGUCUCCGAGCUCGCGCCCAGCGACACGGGCACCUACGAGUGCCGGGCCUCCAACGACCCGGACCGCAACGACCUCCGGAGGACCCCCAAAGUCAAGUGGAUCCGCUCGCAGGCCAACGUUAUCGUUUUCGAGUACCCUUUGAUCUUGAUCAGCCCUCCCGAGGUGAACAAUGUGACCUCAGCGGUUCUCACCUGCAACCUCACCAAUCCGCUGUCGGCCGUCAAAGGUCACUACUGGGCCAAAAACGGGAAGGUGAUCGAGGCGACCAAGGUGGACACUUCGGAGACAUACACCGAGUACAACAUGCCGAAGAUUGACAGCCACUCUGGAGGAGAGUACAGCUGUGUCUUUCUCUGCACUCCAGAGGUCAGCAACAAGAUUUUGGUGAAAACUCCCCUCCACGUCGCCGCGUACAAGCACUCUGAGCACGGCAACGAGAACGACAAGGGCGCGCUGGUGUGCGUGAGCCACAGCUACCCGCUGCCCACCGACUGGAAGUGGUACGCCGUCCGCGGGGAGAACGGGGAGAAAAAGGUACCCAUCGAACGGACGGACUACGACAUCAAGAGCACGCCCAACAAGACCACGCUGUACAUCUACAACCUGGACAUCCAGCAGGACAUGGGCGACUACGUGUGCUACGGCGAGGGCGAGAUGGGCUGGGCCACGGACCAGAUCCACCUGCGCGUGCGCAGCCGCCUGGCCGCCCUCUGGCCCUUCCUGGGCAUCGUGGCCGAGGUCAUCGUCCUCAUCACCAUCAUCUUCAUCUACGAGAAGAGGAGAAAGCCGGACGACAUUACCGACGAUGACGACUCAGGCUCCGCCCCACUGAAGAGCAACUCCUCCACCAACCACAAAGAGAAAAACGUGCGACAGAGGAACUCCAAUUAAGAGGAUGAAGGAGGUGUCCUGAUGACUACUACACAAGACGUCCAAGUAAAGCAUUGAGUUGCUGAGUAGCACGUGAUCUAGUGCACCCUGCAAUUUGACAUCUUCUUGCUUUAGAAUACGUGUCCUGAAAUACAAGUUUUUUCUGUUUUGUUUUUUUUCUUCUCCCAGCCCCCCCUCUCAAAUUUUUACUUUUCUCAAUAUUAAUGUGCUUCCAUGGAAUGUGUUUGAACUGGAAGUCUGUGUGAAUCGGCUUUGCAUGAUCGUCUUAGUGAAAACCUGUGCGUUCAUAGUGAAGCCACUGUAGUAAUUAUAUACAGUAUAUCUGUGGCAGUGGGUAUAUUGGUGGAUUUAGACUUUUUUUUUUUUUUGUUUUGUUUGCUUCCUCUCUUGUCCUCGGCCGUUGUAUAUCGGUGCACUAACAGUGCCAGCCUGGGUCACCUGUGGCGGCACGGGUCCCGGGCGGGGCAAAACGAAUCCUCUCCACUACGUGUAUUCGUUUUUCGCCGACACAAUAACUCCCUUGUGGCUGUAGAACCGGGCUGCCCAGCCCCGAUCCGGUGAGGUCCGCCGUCCUGGAGGUUUUGAUUUCAACCCAAAAUUAGGCGCACCUGCCUCUCCUGAUUCAUCAGCGACGCAAGAUCUCUGGCUGUUGAAUGAGGUGUGUGUGGUUUUGUUAUGGUUUGGAGUGUAAACCUGCAGGACGGUACAUCUCCAGGAACAGGGCUGGGCAGCCCUGCUGUAGAAGUAUGGACACUGAGAAACCUAACCUAACCUAACCUAACCACAGUGGCAGGAUUUUCUAUUGAAAGCCUUAUUUAACAUCACCUGAUUACUCUUAAUGUGGAAUCUUUAUUUCCCUUUAUGAUACUAAUUAUAAAGUAUUUCAGAAAAUACAGUGCAGCACCUACAAAUUGCACACAGCAGUCUUUGUAGUGUAUGUUUAACAAUACUAUGUUAAGUCCAGUAUUGGGCACAUACUCUUAACACCCUUUAAUCACUGACAUUUUUUUUCCAUUUUAUCGUUUUCUAAGUUGGUUUUCUGGUAUGUUGUUUUACGGUGUAAGAUGAUCUCAAGUCAUGUUGCCUCCGCUUCAUGUCGUGUUUGUAGACGAAUAUCUUCGGUGUGGUAAUAAAUGGACCAAGUGAGGGGGGUGGGGGGGGGUGGCAUCUUUUUGAAAAGUUGAUUUGCAAAACAAAUCAUCAUUUAUAAAUUCAGAACAGUAAUACUUGCUGUAUUCCAGUAUGUUAAUUUCCGUUUGAAGGCCUAUGAAGGAACUCUUUGAACUCUCGCAGGUAUUAUGAAGGGGAUUCGGUGAAAGCUGUCACUCACCUGUUUUUACCCCCCCUUUAACCCCCCUCCUCCACCCCCCCCCCCCCCCCUUUUUUUUUUGGGUAGGCAUUUCAGAAGUCAUAAGCUGCAUUCACUUAGUAUUGUGUCUGAAUGCGUGUCAUUUCUUUUCAUUUUAAUUUGAAACGUAUGUUGAACCUUAAGACGUGAGAUAAGAAUAGAAAUAAAUCUAUAUAAAUAUAUAUACAUAAGUUAUUUUUUGCCUGACUUCACGAGCAAAUAGCUUAAAACACCGCUGUAAUGACUUGCACAAUCUUAAUAAAGUUUCUUUGAUUUGA
Anguilla rostrata (American eel) is the source of this 2933-nucleotide messenger RNA. It is a transcript of the gene bsg, whose product is annotated as basigin. NCBI's taxonomy places the organism in Eukaryota, Metazoa, Chordata, Actinopteri, Anguilliformes, Anguillidae. Gene Ontology annotation, biological process: dendrite self-avoidance; homophilic cell-cell adhesion; axon guidance. Gene Ontology annotation, molecular function: cell-cell adhesion mediator activity. The transcript has 9 exons. The coding region runs from base 135 to 1307 and encodes 390 amino acids. Gene Ontology annotation, cellular component: axon; plasma membrane. The record is from RefSeq and is a predicted model, not a curated record.